GCAGCGCCCCUGCCCCGCCCCGAGCCCGGCGGGUCGCGGCCGUGGGUGCCGGUGCGGGUCCCCCCGCGGCCGCUCCCUCCGGCCCCGCUGCGUGCGGGGAGGCCGAGGCCGGCGGCAGUCGCUCCCCGGUCAUUCCCAACGCCCCCGGGGCCGCUGUGGCACGGCAGGUGCCGAGGGGUCAUUGGGGCGUUCGGCAGAGCGGGCCCGGGCACCGCCGGGGACACCGGGGGAUGACAAAGAUCUCCGUGCGGAGAGAUACGUGGCGAAUAAACAGGCGGCUGCCGGGUGGCUGUGAAGGAAAUGAGAGACGAUCUGACGGUUCUCAAGAAAAUCCAGAACAUACAUUUGAUUUGGUACUGAAGGUAAAAUGCCAAGCAUCUGAAAAUGAAGAUCCAGUGGUACUGUGGAAGUUCCCGGAGGACUUUGGAGACCAGGAAGUGCUGAACAGCAUUCCGAAGUUCUGCUUUCCUUUUGACGUUGAAAGAGUGUCCCAAAACCAAAUAGGACAGCAUUUUACCUUCGUGCUCACCGACAUUGAAAGUAAGCAGAGGUUUGGAUUUUGCCGUUUGACAUCAGGAGGCAAGGUCUGCCUCUGUAUUCUAAGUUACCUACCAUGGUUUGAGGUAUACUACAAGCUCCUGAAUACCUUGGCAGAUUAUUUGGCUAAAGAACAGGAAAAUGACUCAAAUGAUUUGUUAAGGUCAUUGUAUAGCCAUCCUGUGCCAAAGGCGAAUGCUUUAGUCAGUUUAAGUGUGAACCAAGAGAUGAUUUUUGCAAGUGAGCAAGUUUUGAAAAAACAGCCUUGUCUUGUAUCGCACUCGUAUUUCAUUACUCCUGAUAUAACUGGAUUGCCAACAAUCCCUGAAAGCAGAAACCUCACUGAAUAUUUUGUUGCUGUGGAUGUGAACAACAUGCUGCAACUUUAUGCCAGUAUGUUGCACGAGAGACGAAUCAUUAUUACCUCUAGCAAACUAAGCACUUUAACUGCUUGUGUUCAUGCGUCAGCCGCAUUGUUAUAUCCAAUGUAUUGGCAGCACAUUUACAUCCCAGUGCUUCCUCCACAUCUUCUGGACUACUGCUGUGCCCCAAUGCCUUAUCUGAUUGGAGUCCACUUAAGCUUAAUAGAGAGAGUGAAAAACAGAUCACUGGAGGAUGUGGUUUUGCUAAAUGUUGACACAAACUCUCUGGAAACCCCUUUUAAUGACCUGAACAACCUACCUGGUGAAGUGGUCUCGGCCUUGAAAAAUAAACUGAAAAAGCAGUCUACAGCUACGGGUGAUGGAGUGGCCAAGGCCUUUCUUCGGGCACAGGCAGCACUGUUUGGAUCCUACAGAGAUGCACUAAGAUACAAACCAGGGGAGCCUAUAACCUUCUGUGAGAAUAGUUUUGUGAAACAUCGGUCCAGUACUACCAAGCAGUUCCUGGAAACUGCUGUUAAUCUUCAACUUUUUAAACAGUUUAUUGAGGGUCGCUUAUCAAAAUUAAAUGCAGGAAGAGGAUUCUCUGAUGCUUUUGAAGAGGAAAUCACAGCAGGAGGCUUUUGUGGAGGCAAUUCAAGAUCUUAUCAGCAGUGGAUGCACACAGUGAAGAAAGGCGGUGCCCUGAUCAACACAGCAAUGACCAAAGCCACUCCGGCUGUGAAAACAGCAUAUAAAUUUGCAAAAAAUCAGGCAAGGCAAGGAAUAAAAGAAGUGAAGAAUAAGUUAAAACACAGGGACAGUGAGGAAGAAUAUGGAACUUGCAGUGCUGGUGCAGUACAGACUGCUCCUGUCUACACAUUGCAUUAUGAGAAGAGAGCAAACUCGGAAAAGCGAAGACUGGCACAGACUCGUUUCAACCAGCAUCUCAGUAACCAGGAUUUAGUCUUAGAUGGAGAUGAUGAUGAUGAAAUGGAGAGAACAAGCAAGUUAUCAUCAGAAGACAGUGAAGAAGCUUCUGCGUACUUUUAUGAUAGCGAUGAUUCUGGUGAAACUGGAAUAACUCAGCAUGAAGGAGAAAUGGACUUACUUGGGGAGAUUUUAGACACGCUGAGCACACACAGUUCAGAUCAAGGAAAGCUCUCAGGAGCAAAGAGCUUGGAUUUCUUUAGGUCAAUGGAUGACAUUGAUUACAAGACUGCGAACAAGUCAAAUGCACCAAGCGAGAGCAACCUUACCCUGCUCUGCAGCAGCGCCCAUGAUCAAGCAGAGUGGAACCUCGGUCAGGAUGACAGUGUCCUCCAUGGGAAGCAACUCCCUCCAUCACCAAGGAAGCAAGUUUCUUCUGGUGGCCAUAGAGAAUCUCUCUCAAGGCUGGAAGAAGAACGUAGUGACAAUACCUUUAUUGCUGACAAAAUGGACACCCCUAGUAUGACAUUCCUAUCUCCAGUACGAUCAAGUGUCCAAUUUUCUUCUCCAGAAAAUUUCAAAGCAGGCUAUUCUUCCUGUAAGGAUGCAAAGCAGAAUGUAACACUAAGUGAUACCUCAGAAGAUCAUCUCCCAGGAGGUCCUGCUCAACAUCCAUCCAUUCUGGUCCCUUGGGAGAAAGAUAGGAAGAAAGGAAAUGAAACUCCAGAAGAGGGUGGACUACUUCAAGAAGUGGUGUCAUUAUGUAAACUGAGUUCUGCUUUUAACUAUGGUUUAAAUAUUUCAAAGGAUAGCCUAUCCAGCAGUAGCAGUGGGAAUAAAACGUAAGAAAACUAUGAGAAGAAAAACUUGACUCCCAUCAGAAAUUAAAGGGUGACUACUCAGGACUCCAUAUAACGUGAUAACCAAAAGAUGAAAAAGGAAUAAGAGGUCUUCAAUUAUAAAAAUAAUUCUCUUCAGUUGAGUAUGCAUUUUCUGCCAUUGGGACAUCCGCUUCUAUGUUUACGGAGUUCGUUUGUUGGCUGUAGCUAGGUCCACAAAAUGGAACUAAAUAUGAAUGCACUCUCAAAUCAGGUACUAGUUUAGUCUGUGUUAAAAAUACAGCAGGUGUGUGGUGCUUCCUAGCAUUUGCUUCCUCUAAGCAGCAGGAAAGGUACACCUUACAGGUGACCUAGUUUUGAAGGUACUAUAUUAAUCCCAUUAAGCAUGAAAUGAACAAAGCAAUCUGCUUUCUCCGAAAUGUACAAAUGUUAUUAUUUGUAAUGAGUAAUAAUUGCCUUAACCUUUUGAGAAGAGGUUUAACUGUCUUAGAAGAUGAAUGCAAAUCUACAAAACAGCAAUAAUGAUUUUCCAUGGCAAGAAUUUGCUUCAGCAAAGGGGGAGGGAAGGAGACUUUUUUUUAGAUUAAGGAAUUUCCUGUGAAUAUAACUUGGAACUUACUCGAAACUAAAACUGUGGCCCUGCCUUCCAGACUUUGAAAAAGUAGCGCAUGCUUUUCUCUCUUCUGUAAAAUGCAAGAAGUGCUGAAUCAUAAUGUGACAUUUAUUAACUUCUGUUUACAACUAAGACACUUUAAAGACAUAUUAUCUAAUUUCCCUAGGCAGAUUAUUUCACCUAAAAAUUCUAGAAAAAGAAGUAGAACUGAUAGAUUAUUUUUUAUUUUCUACAGUUUAUUAGUGUUUGAAAAUGUAUUUGUGCCUCUUCUGAACUAUUUUCUUUCCACUUUUUGUAGCUACCUUUUUGAAGACAGAUUGAAUUACUGUUACUUAGAAGUCAUAUUUAGUUAAAUUAUUAGUCAUGACUGAAAAUUACUUGUAACACUAGAAAACUAAAAUUGCAGAUGCAGCUUGAGACUGCAUAGAUCCAAUUCUCUUUUUAGCCAAUUUGAACAACCAAAAAUCUCUUUCUAAAGUCAGUGAAGGAAAAUAAAUGGACUUGAUGUAUAUUGUAUUGAGAACAAGCAUUUGCCCUCUUUCUGGCAGUGUUCCUGAGGAAUAUUUGGAUAUUUGAAGUCUGAAAAUUCUUGCUGUCGUAUGGAACAGCUCUUUACUUUUCUAAAAUUUAUUUCAUUUUCCUGCCCUUUUCUUUUUCCACCUCUCCACCUUAUCAUGCAUGCAUUGUCCUCAAAAUAGCUCAGGACAGGAAACGCAUUAAGUAAGUUUCAGCAGAUUGGAAUUGUUGACUUUGAAGGAUAAUUGUGGUGCAGUUGGCAGAAGUAAUACAUGGGCAUAAAAUGAACUAUACCCGAGAAGAAUGCUCUUCUGCACUUCUAUACCUUUUUUCUUUCCUUUCCUCUUCAGCAUGAAUUGUUAGUCUUAAUCUCAGUGUAGGCCUGAAUGAGCACGUUCAUGAGGUCAACAUUUGGAUCAGAUUGUGCUUUCAUCUCUUAAGAGUACUUUGUAGCAAAAUUUAGCAUCAGUUGCGACACUGAGAUUUAUGAAUGAAUUUUCCUUCUAGCUAACACAAAUGGAAAGGGUGAUUUUGGCUGCUUUAUUACAAGGCAGCUGACCUAAGAGAGUGGAUCCAUAUUAUUACUGAGGUGAUGUUUGAUGCUUUACCAAAGAGUUGCAGUAAACUGAGAUUUUGGCCUUGUUAAUGCAAAAGUUUCAGCUUCUUUCAGAAUGGGAAGAGUUGGGCCAGGACUUGUCAUUGAGGUUAAGCCUCCACAAUUGUUUUUUUAAUCAGUGCAAUAAAGGUAAAAUGUGGUGAAAUUGCAAAUCUUACGGAAAUAUCUGUGUCUGAUUAGAGCAUGAACAUUCCUGAGAACAUCUGCAAUCUACAUUUCUGGACCAUCUCAGUAUUCCAGAGUUAAAGACUGUAAGGCCAGAGGUCUACACCGCAACGUAUUUAUCUAUCCUAACAUGGUAUGUUGUGGAUUUUUUUUUUACUAAGAUAAAAAUAUUAUUUGGCAAAAUAUUUUGCACUGUUAAAAAUCAAAAGUAUCAUUAAAAUGAUUUAAAAUCUUACUGUAAACUUUCCAGGAGGGACAGAUCAAGUAACUCAGGUGCUGUUUAGAUGAAAAAGCUGCAAGGCAACCCCAUGGAAACUUGUUUAGGGUUGGUAUUAAUGACUCUGUAGAGGACAUUCUUCUUCCUUGCUGGUACUAAACAUUACACAAAUGUGGUGCUGCCAAGCAUGUCUAAGAGAAGACAGCCAAUAUAGGGGGUUUGUUCUUGUAACUUUUCUCACUUUUCUCAUUCAUAUCCUUGCAUUUUGUUGAUGAGAAUUUCAAGAGUCAGCUUGGUUUGGUUUUCUUCAUUUAUUAAAGAUAAUAAAUGGUAUUAGUCUUAAGCAGAAAAAUAGAAAAAAAAUGGAAUAUUGCCAUCAUUACUUUCAAAACCAUCAAACAUGCAAGUCCAGGAAUGCUGCCAGAAAAUGGUUUUCAAAAAUGCUUCUCUGACAGAAUAAAUCUUACUGGCUUUACGUGAGAGUUAGGCACAGAACUCCUAUUACCACAUAGAUUGCCCCAUUCUCACCUUUGUGGGAAAAAUAUGGAAGCCGUGAGGCUGCUAAUACUCUUAUAGUUAUGAUAAGGGUCAUCAAAUUGGAAGUUUGAUAGUGGAAUGUUUCAAAAUCAAGGCAUUGUAGUAACAAUUCACCAUUUCAGUGAGUGAAAACGCAGGCUGAAAAGAAGUAAACAGAUGAACUAAGGGAUGGAAGAUAAAAUGCAACUUACAAUUAUUUUUAUUUCAGUCAAAAUGUCAGUUACUGUUCUUAUGCCACAUCGUUCCUUUCCUAUUUAAAAAACAUAUAGUGUUUACAGUGAUUACAUUGUUUUUUUUUUUUUUUGCUUUUGAACCUUGUAUGGGUUAAAAAAUAACUCAGUCUUAUAUCUGUGUAGAAGUUCACUGUAGGUACAUUUUUAAUCUGUAAUAUUACAGAAUAUUUUCCAUUUACUAUCAGUGAUCUUUUAAAAAGGCUAAUGUUUGUGCCUUAUUUAAACAUAAUUACCAGUUACCAAAUAGUUGAGUCCAAAUUGAUAUUUCCGGUUCAACACUGUUGUUUGCUGUCCCUGUGAUAAUAUAAAACUGUUUAUUGGCUACAUAUACAGUAUUACCGUAUUGGGUUCUAUAUUAAGAUAAGUUGUCCUGAUCCAGUGCUUUUUACAGAUUUUAUAAUUGUAUGCAUUUUAUUUGUGGAAAUCCUUCUAAAGUCUUUAAAAAUCAUCAACAUUCAUCACCAGCUACUGGUGAGAACUGAAUUCUGCUUAGUCAGAGCUCCUGUGGUCUUGAGAGACAUCUCUUUUCUUCAACAUCUCAAAAACCUUCCUAUUUCUCCUUCUUAAGGGAGAUAUCGGAUUAUUUGAUUAAGCUUUGUAAUCUGUUACUUAAACAUAGGAACAAACGUCUGAUGUAGAAGGGCAGGCUAGGACUUGAAUUUAAUAUCUUCGAGUUUGUUUUGCAUAGAUGUCUGCCUGAAAUGAGCUGUAUCACUCAGCUGGUUUGGGAGGAGAAAAAUAAGGGCAGUAGAAAGAGAAAGGGAUUCCUGGGUUGUUCCAGUGGUGUGUGGUGACGCAGAGUCUGAGAGUCUUCAACAAGAAUAAUAACUUUGAGGAAAUCCAGAUUUCAGGAUAUUGUUUAAUGUUCUAGCUCUGUUGUAGCGAUUCCAACCCAGCUGUGUAGGCAAAAGUAAUAUUGCCUAUGCAAUUAACCCCCUGUGGGAUUUGCAGAACGAAUAAUACAUUGUCAAAGGGAAAGCCUUCCAAUCCCUCUGUAGAGAGAUGCAACAUGUGAAAAACAGCAUAGCUAUUCAGGGAAGGACUACUGCAGGUGCGAAGGUGAUCCCUACCCACCCUCUAUGCAUGCAGAGGGCAGUAUGCGUAGAAUAGGCAGUGGUUUGCUCUUCCAUCCCACGUAUUUGGGUGUCAUGUAGCUCUGAAAAAUAGUCUUGUUCUGAAGGAAAAAUGUAGUUGUAGAAGUUGUUAUAGAAUGUGUUGACUGAACCCUUCAUUGUCAUUUAGCAUUUCAGUGAUGCUGCUGCUGUUGGGGUGGGGUCAUCGGAAACCCACUGGCCGAAGUCCCCUCUGAGGCAUUGUAACACAGACUUCAGCCGCAGUUUUAAACACAUGCUGGGUAGUCUUGAAAACCCCACCCAAACUAUUAGAGGAGCGGUGUAGAUUUCAAAAAUCUGUUUUAGAUGUCUUUUCAGGUUUUAGUAUGAGCUAGUUUACAACCUUGUGUUUUUGUAAACGAUGUAAAGUCUAGGCAAAAGAACAGUGAAGCCAGGUUUUUAAAACGGCUUGUUUCUCCACCUACAACCAAUCACAUUCAGUCCUACAGAACAAUCUUUCAUUGGUGCAGCUGUCUAAUGGAAUUGCUAGGAAUGUCUAAAGUCUUUUCUCUAUGCAUGUAAUUAAUAGAAGAAACAUUUCAUGCAAUAAUCAAAGUGCCAGCAUGAGGUCCUUUUGCAAAUGUGCCCGCUGUGUAAUGCUGACUGUAGUAACCUGUCUAGCAGAAAGGAGCCUAAUAACCACUGACCUCCUUGAUGCCACUGGGAGAGGUCAGCAGUGGUUUUUAUUUCCAAGGGAGUUAACAUCUUCUCUCUUGGCACCAGGCUUUAAUCCAGUUGUUGUGAGAAUCCAGCCGGCAUAUUCCUAAUAGCCUGAAAUUUCAGGCUCAACAAAUGUGGCUAAUAAAAUUCCUCAAGGCAAGCAGCUUCCUUAUUGCAAAGCUCAGGAUGGUGAAGGCUGUCUGUUGCAAUGGUAUCGUGGUGAAUCUUUGGAAAGUGAAUAUAGAAAUAAAUGCACCAGCAAAACCAGUAUGAGUGGUUAUGCGAUGUGUGUUCGGUAACUUUUUUUGCUGCUAGUAGAUAUGUAUGUCUUUGCAAAGCAUUGUUUACCUGUUAACAGAAUCUGGGCUGAAUAGAAUGUGUCCUCAUCUUCCCCCCAGGGGCAUGGACCACAGCUGGUCUAGAAUUCAUGAUCCUCAGGGUGACUGAAAAUAAAGGAAUGGAAAAGGGAUAAUAGUUUUUUUGUGCAAAACUUUCCUUGAUUUGCUUUGUAAUGUGUGUGUUAGAGUUUUAGUCAGUGGCCAGUUGGAAGUAGUUGAUAGGUCUUUCCUGGAAGCUGCUAAACUUCUUUUAUUUAGUAGAGUUGCCUGAUGAGCCCACAGCCACCUUAAUCAAGAGGCCGUCCACUAUCCAUGUACUUGGCAGGGCUGUUGCUGUUUUCUGCUGGAUUAGAGUAUGAAGCAGGUAACGCAGUUGGAAGAUACUCCAAGGUUUACUGUAGUAAAGGGUACUCAAAUUAACUUGUACUAUUAUUUAGAUCAAUACUAAUGACAUUUGUAGUUAUAGUCCAGUAACAGUAUUAGCAUUUGAAAAAUAAAUUGAUUUCAAGUACGUUGACAUUUGUCACGGUUCUAUGUGAAUUGACAUUCUGUUUCUGUUAAAAAUAAGGGAGCUACUUGGUUGUUUAGGGGGAAAUGUGUUGACUUUGAAAUCUUCAGUGAAUUUUGUGCAAUAUUUCUCUUUGUUUCAAAGUAAUGUGGUAGUGCACAUCUGCUUUUCAGGCAGAUCCUUGAAAUGGUAUUUUUCAAAAAUGUGUAAAAUCGCAUGUAGCUUUGAAAUAUGGUUGUAUGAUAAAAAGAAUGAAGAAUAUAUUCUAAUGUGGCAAAUGUAUAUUUCCAAUGACUGAAUAUGAUUAUGGAUCUCACAUUCUAUGGAAAUAAAUAAGGCCUAAGCCAAUGUUCCCAUACCAGUAGUUCUAGGUAAUUCUCAAAACUAUAACCUGGUUAAAUUGAAGUAAGGUUAAAUAUUAAAAUUUAUGAUUUUUAGUUUCAAAUUUGAUAGUUGUUUAAUAAAAAGAUGAGGAGUUAAGCAUUGCUUUUCAGUAUCGCCUUUGAGGUGAGAGUUCAUGGUGAUGACCCUAUGUAUUAAGAAUUUAGUUUGUGACAUCCCUAAUUAUCAUAAGUCAUUACUUAAAAUGUCUACUAAUGUUGUUGCCAGUAUCCUUUUUAUUU
This is a messenger RNA of Cuculus canorus (common cuckoo), 8803 nucleotides long. RefSeq names its product DENN domain containing 1B (gene DENND1B). Bases 231 to 2672 code for a protein of 813 amino acids. Gene Ontology annotation, biological process: endocytosis; endocytic recycling. Gene Ontology annotation, molecular function: guanyl-nucleotide exchange factor activity; phosphatidylinositol phosphate binding. Gene Ontology annotation, cellular component: intracellular membrane-bounded organelle; cytosol; nuclear speck. The transcript has 23 exons. The record is from RefSeq and is a predicted model, not a curated record. NCBI's taxonomy places the organism in Eukaryota, Metazoa, Chordata, Aves, Cuculiformes, Cuculidae.